Molecule: messenger RNA, 1591 nt
Organism: Sycon ciliatum
Lineage: Eukaryota; Metazoa; Porifera; Calcarea; Leucosolenida; Sycettidae
Exons: 6
Coding region: 184-837 (217 amino acids)
Source: RefSeq, a predicted model, not a curated record
UCCUAAGUCGAAGAUCAAGCUUGCAAGACACACAAGAUCAAGAAGACAAGAGCUCUCUCUUACCUCCUUUUGUGUUUUGUUCACUACAUGUAUUGGCCUUUACGUACUCAUAACCACACAGUAAUCUUGGUGCUUGAAAUUAUUUGAGCAACUGGUUUCACUAGCGGUAAACGUAUCGUUAGCAUGGAGGACUUUCCAGAAUUGUUCACGAAGUUUGAGUCAGAUGCAUGUGCCAGUGGUCGGCUGGCGUGGCAUCCCACAUGCGUUGAGGACGGUGUUCCAAAGCGCGUGCAACAUGCAGCUGACGGAGCGUCAGGACUCCUAGUGGAACCGCAUGGAAAGACGGACUACUGGCGCAAGACUUACUAUGAGCCUCUAUUGUUGAAGUCUGACGGCCAUAUCCUUGCAGUGACAGUGCAGUCACCGCCCAAACUGGUGGCCGAGACGCAUCUCACACUCAAUGUCAAAUCUCAAUUCGAUCAGGCUGGACUCAUGGUCUUCGUGGACGAUGAACAUUGGUUGAAGACGGGGCUGGAGUAUUGUGACGGCAAGAUCUACUUGGGCUGCGUGGUCACCAAUGGUUUCAGCGACUGGUCGACUCAAGACUGGCCCAGCAACAAGCUGUCCAUUCGCGUGUACGCACUGCCCAAUGACAGCUGUGUGGUGGAAGCUGGAUCGGGUGAUGACUGGAAGAUGAUCCGCAUUGCACACCUGGCCAUGGGUGAUCAGAAAGUGAAGCUUGGCGUUUACACGUGCUCACCCACAGCCGCCGGUGCCUCCACCGUCUUUCACUCUCUGAGCAUCAAGGCAACGAGUGGCUAUGAUCACAAAGCGUAGCUCACGAGCCACAUCCGGAACAAGACCGUACGAUAAAGCUGUCAAUGUCCUACCCAAUCACUGAACUGUACGUAGCCUAAGUUGUGGAUUGCAAUGCUGGUUUCAAUGAAGAGUGCUAGACUAGCAAACUAACGUUACCUAACGCUGGGGAUAUUUCUUGAUACUGUACCAGACCCCGGAACGUUGCAGUAUUCAUCAGGACUUGUGGAUAUGGUCCCACUGAGCAAUGCCACGUUAUUACCCAUGUAUGCACUAUUUUCCCGGCUCUCAAGCUCAGUUUCUGCUAACUGGGAUGUUGAGUUGUUGGGCAUUGUUAGCAGUUUCAAGUGUUGCAGCUUCUAAAGAUGAAGAGAGAUCUCAAUAAUUUGGUAUGGGGACCCCGGGCCGCGGCAACUCAAUCUCUAUGGCAGAAUUCUACUUGAAGUAAAGUGGAAUACUAGUAUCCGCAUUGUUUUGCUCUUUUAGAGAUUUUUGAAAAUGAUUUUUAAAAAUACACUAUUUCCUUGGUCCCUAUGGCGGACACAUACAUUAAUUGUUCAUCGUUUUUGCAGUAGUUCUUGCUAGAUUAGGCUUCAAACACACUAGCGUUCAUCAUCAUAACUUAGCCGCCUUGAUCUCUUUGCAGACAAGAGCCUUCUUGUCACGUGCCAUCUGCAUAGAGAUGCAUGCCCCUUCUGCACAGUCUCAAACAAGUUAUGUUAUCAUGUUAUGAAAUGAUUUCUUGGUAAUGACAGACAGCGGCCUUCCAACUGAA